CAGAGGAAAAGAUGUGGAAGACUUCCCUGCUGCCCAAGGUCCUGACUUUGGGCAUUCUGGGCAUCCUGAUUCAAGGCCCAGGGCAUCAUGCAGAUGACCUCAUCAGGACCACUGAGUCUGGACAGAUUCAAGGGACUCAAAUCAGUAUCAAGAGGAUUGACAAAGAUGUCAAUGUUUUCCCGGGAAUCCCCUUCCCCAAAUCCCCUGUAGGGGCCCUGAGGUUUUCUCCUCCACAACCACCAGAUUCCUGGAGCAAUGUGAGAGAUGCAACUACUUUUCCACCUAUCACUGGGGAUGAGCAUGCACCUGGUGACUGGGGUUACCUGGAUCAGGUGGCUGCCCUGAGGUGGGUCCAGAAGAACAUUGCCCACUUUGGAGGAGAUCCUGGCCUUGUGACCAUUUUUGGCGAAUCUGCAGGAGGAACGAGUGUCUCCUCACAGGUCUUUGCCAAUCUGUCUGAUUGUGAUACACACAGUUCUGCCCCUUGGUUCAGUGCAAAUUUGAAGAGAUCCUGGCCAUUACCAAGGAUCUUCCUCCUGAGCUUGGGCAUCUGAUAAUAGAAGAAUAUUUAAGAGAUACUGAGGACCUGGCAGAAGAUCAGGAUCAAUUGCAGGAAAUGAUGGGGGAUUUAAUCUUUGUUAUUCCUGCCCUCAAACUGGCCAAAUAUCAAUAUGGUCCCAGUUUUCCAGUCUACUUUUAUGAAUUUCAACACUGACCAAGUGUAUUUAAGGGCCUCAAGCCAGAUUUUGUGAAGGCAGACCAUGGUGAUUUGGGUGAGUUAACAGAAGAGGAAAAAUUCCUGAGCCACAGAAUAAUGAGCUACUGGGCAAACUUUGCCCAUCACGGGUGAGAAAGCUGCCCGUUGGUUUCCAGAUGGUUUUGCUGUGGGGUAGUGCCUGUUCCUAGACACUUAAAGGUUUCCUACUUACAUAGAAGUUCCCUGUGUUGAGGGCCAGAUCUGAAGAGUCUAAUAUGGGACAAGGAAUUUAAGUCAGAGCUUGACUCCUUCUUUUUCCUACCCUUAAGGGGUCAUUUACUCAGAACAUUUGACUCACCAAUUUCCUGUGCCUGCAAGGUGUUAGAACACUCUGACCAAUCCUUGAACCUUGAUAACAAGCAGGUGUAUACAAUUAAAGUUGCACAUAGGGGCUAGGGUUCCUCACAUAAAAAUCCUGCAAACAGCUCAGAGGUGAUUGUUAGCUUUCACUAUUUAAACUGGACCCUCAGAAUAAUAAAUGGUUCAGUCUUUCACUG
Molecule: messenger RNA, 1254 nt
Organism: Phascolarctos cinereus (koala)
Lineage: Eukaryota; Metazoa; Chordata; Mammalia; Diprotodontia; Phascolarctidae
Source: RefSeq, a predicted model, not a curated record